Anas platyrhynchos (mallard) is the source of this 2946-nucleotide messenger RNA. RefSeq names its product phosphofructokinase, liver type (gene PFKL). Gene Ontology annotation, molecular function: fructose-6-phosphate binding; monosaccharide binding; 6-phosphofructokinase activity. Gene Ontology annotation, cellular component: cytoplasm; membrane; 6-phosphofructokinase complex. Gene Ontology annotation, biological process: fructose 1,6-bisphosphate metabolic process; fructose 6-phosphate metabolic process; canonical glycolysis. Lineage: Eukaryota; Metazoa; Chordata; Aves; Anseriformes; Anatidae. The record is from RefSeq and is a predicted model, not a curated record.
GCGUGGCCACCGGUAUGGGCGGGGCCUCUCGGGGGCGGGGCGGCGGCGGCGGCGGCGCCGGUGCCGGGAGCGCAGCGAUGGCGGCGGCGGAGCUGGAGCGGCUGCGGAUGGCGGGGGCCGGCAUGGCCAUCGCCGUGCUCACCAGCGGCGGCGACGCGCAAGGCAUGAAUGCCGCCGUCCGCGCCGUCACCCGCAUGGGCAUCUACGUGGGAGCCAAGGUCUUCCUCAUCUACGAGGGCUACGAGGGGCUGGUGGAAGGCGGUGACAACAUCAAGCAAGCCACCUGGCUCAGCGUCUCCAACAUCAUCCAGCUGGGCGGCACGGUCAUCGGCAGCGCCCGCUGCAAAGCCUUCACCACCCGGGAGGGCCGGCUGCGUGCCGCCCACAACCUGGUGGAGCACGGCAUCACCAACCUCUGCGUCAUCGGCGGCGACGGCAGCCUGACGGGGGCCGAUAUUUUCCGCGCCGAGUGGGGCGGGCUGCUGGACGAGCUGCUGCGGGACGGGCAGAUCAGCGAGGAGGUGGCGAAGGCGAACGGGCGGCUGAACAUCGUGGGGCUGGUGGGCUCCAUCGACAACGACUUCUGCGGCACCGACAUGACCAUCGGCACCGACUCGGCGCUGCACCGCAUCAUGGAGGUGAUCGACGCCAUCACCACCACGGCGCAGAGCCACCAGCGGACGUUCGUGCUGGAGGUGAUGGGCCGGCACUGCGGGUACCUGGCGCUGGUGUCCGGGCUGGCCUCGGGGGCCGACUGGCUCUUCAUCCCCGAAUCCCCUCCGGAGGACGGCUGGGAGGACAUGAUGUGCGAGAGGCUCGGGGAGACGCGCAGCCGAGGGUCGCGGCUCAACAUCAUCAUCAUCGCCGAGGGCGCCAUCGACCGCAACGGCAAGCCCAUCACCUCCAACUACGUGAAGGACCUGGUGGUGCAGCGCCUGGGCUUCGACACUCGGGUCACCGUCCUGGGCCACGUGCAGCGCGGGGGGACGCCCUCAGCCUUCGACCGUGUGCUGAGCAGCAAGAUGGGGAUGGAGGCGGUGAUGGCGCUGCUGGAGGCCACCCCGGACACCCCCGCCUGCGUGGUGAGCCUGUCGGGGAACCAGUCGGUGCGGCUGCCCCUGAUGGAGUGCGUCCAGGUGACGAAGGACGUGCAGAAGGCCAUGGACGAGAAGAGGUUUGAUGAGGCGAUCCAGCUCCGUGGGAGGAGCUUUGAGAACAACUGGAACAUCUACAAGAUGCUGGCACACCAGAAGCCAGCGCAGGAGAAGAGCCCCUUCAGCUUGGCCAUCCUGAACGUGGGUGCCCCCGCCGCCGGCAUGAACGCGGCCGUCCGCUCGGCCGUGCGCAUCAGCAUCUGCCAGGGCCACACCGUCUACGCGGUGAACGACGGCUUCGAAGGCUUGGCCAAGGGACAGAUCCGCGAGGUGGGCUGGCACGACGUGGCGGGCUGGCUGGGGCGCGGCGGCUCCAUGCUGGGCACCAAGCGCACUCUGCCCAAGACCUGCAUGGAAAAGAUCGUGGAGAACGUGCGGAAAUUCAACAUCCAGGCUCUGCUGGUCAUCGGGGGGUUCGAGGCGUACGAGGGGGUGCUGCAGCUGGUGGAAGCCCGCGGGCAGUACGAGGAGCUGUGCAUCAUCAUGUGCGUCAUCCCCGCCACCAUCAGCAACAACGUGCCCGGCACCGACUUCAGCCUGGGCUCGGACACGGCCGUCAACGCAGCCAUGGAGAGCUGCGACCGCAUCAAGCAGUCGGCGUCGGGCACCAAGCGCCGCGUCUUCAUCGUGGAGACCAUGGGUGGCUACUGCGGGUACCUGUCCACCGUCACCGGCAUCGCCGUGGGCGCCGACGCCGCCUACGUGUACGAAGACCCCUUCACCAUCCACGACCUGAAGGCCAACGUGGAGCACUUGACUGACAAAAUGAAGACGGACAUCCAGAGAGGGCUGGUGCUGCGCAAUGAGAAGUGUCACGAGCACUACACCACCGAGUUCCUCUACAACCUCUACUCCUCCGAGGGCAAAGGGAUCUUUGACUGCAGGAUCAACGUCCUGGGCCACCUCCAGCAGGGGGGGGCCCCGACCCCCUUUGACCGCAACUACGGGACCAAGCUGGGGGUGAAGGCCGUGCUGUGGAUGUCGGAGAAGCUGCAGGAGGUCUACCGCAAGGGGCGCGUGUUUGCCAACUCGGCCGACUCCGCCUGCGUGAUCGGGCUGAGGAAGAAGGUGGUGGCCUUCAGCCCCGUGACGGAGCUCAAGAAGGUCACGGAUUUUGAGCACCGGCUGCCCCAGGAGCAGUGGUGGCUGAACCUGCGGCUGAUGCUGAAGAUGCUGGCCAACUACCAGAUCAGCCUGACCGAGUACAUCUCGGGGAAGAUGGAGCACGUCACCCGGCGCACGCUCAGCAUCGAGAAGGGCUUCUAGGGGCUGUCCCCGAGCGCAACCUCCCCAAACCCUGCCUGAAAUCACUGGUCCAAGGGCUGGGCCCUGCGCAGAGCGGGGGCAAGGAGGCUUCCUGGAGCCCGGCCGCGCAGCCCAGCCCCGUAAUCAUCCUCUUCUAGUUUAUUGCUGUUAUUUAAUGAUGGGGUUAUCCUGAUUCCUUCUUCCGUGGCUUGACCGCCCCAACCAAGUGCUGCUUUUAGCUGAGCGCGCUCGGCGCAGGAGGGGAGCGGAGGAGCAGGCGCCGCUGUGCCGGAGCAGGCAGGGGAUGGCCCUGGGGGCUUCCUCUGCCCAGUGAAGCCCCUGGCCCCAUCCCCCCUGAGUCGUUUCGACGCAGAGGUCUCAGCAAGCCCCUGUCCCCGGCCACCUUGCAUGAUGCUUGGCUGUGACCACCACCACCGCGUGGCCCUGGGGCUAUUGCCCGUCAUCUCACCGCCACUCCGUGACCCCGCCGCACCUCGUGCCACCGCGGCGUCGCUCGCAUCUAGAGAUAAAACCUGCUGGAGCCAAA